ACAACGCUUAGUUCGGUCCUGGCCUGUCUCGGCUCUGGACACGGAAGAAACAGUACAGCCGAGACUCCCACAUUGAAAACCUAAGAGUAACCCGUUCACUCCCUUAUAACGAAAGGUGUAUAACGUUUUCUUAGUGGAUUUGCGUGCGUUGAGGUGCGUUUGUGAGGUACCGAAGUGUGGGAUACCGCCGAAGACUCCAAAGUGGUUGUUUUGACUCCCUCCUCGUCUGUCCUAUCUUUAACUUGGCAAUAUUUCACGCAUUGUAGACUCGGGCAUGACACAAGGCACCGGAAAUGUUGGCAGGGGUGCUAGGCCGCGCUUGUAGACACUAAUAGCCUAUUAAAAUAACCCAGAGAGGCAGGAGGAGGCAGAGAAGGACAGGAACGGGGGUGCGGGUUGGUCACUUCCUAGGCCUAUCGCUAACCUUGGCGUCCCAGGUGUGUGUGCGUGGCCACCACCACCGAUACAGUAACAACAGGAAGCCAGCCACAGACUACCCCGCGCCGCCUCCACAGCCUCAGAAAGCGUAAAACCGGGCACGGAGCAACACAUUCACCUCCCGCCAUAGCCGCGGCGCGACUGGCGGAGUGGCUGUCUGAGCGAACCCGUGAACCCCCCCGCCGCGGUUCGACUCUGGCUCCGAAGCUUUUUAUGGCGGACUGUGGCGUGGAGAAUACCAUGGAGAAGCCCCCUGAGACCUCCCAGCCUCCAGACCCCUGCCACAGAGACGCAAAUACACAAGACCACAGAUACCACAACGGGGGCAUCAUGGCGGAAGAUGACCAGACGCAGACCACAUCCAAGACCCGGUUUUUACAGCUUUUAGAAGGUCUUGACGCCCCGGGGGACUCAGGGAACCCAAGUGACCCCCCGGAAUGGCUUGACCGUGACCUUUUUGACCGCGGGAGAGCGUUCUAUAAGCGGUAUCUCUUCUGUGUAUUCUUAUCUGACCUUGUGGCUCUCCUCGCGAUGUUCAGUGUGACGAGGAUCCUUCAGCCGCUCAUUUAUACUCGAAGGUCUGACACGCCCUUCAAGGCUCUCAGGAGGUACGUGUCCACCAUCGGCCGAGUGGUCCUGUGGUACUCCGGGGACUUGUGGCAGCCGCAGGAUCCCGCCCAUGAGGAUAUCCUGAAGGUCCGUCGGAUUCAUGUCGCUGCGGCCGCAACUUUCAACCAUCCCGACCGUCGUGACGCUCUCCACUCCGUCACCGCCUCAGGGGGCAAGAAUAACACAGACCAGCCUGCUUGCCCCUUCCACGCCCCUCUCAAGCAAGACAUCUCGAAGCAGGUGAAGGAGGAGGAAGGACAGGCAGAGAGCAGCGUGAUGGCGAGGCUGGAAGCACGACCUGGAAUGUAUCUGAGCCAGUGGGAUAUGACCUUCACGCAGUAUUGCUUCAUGGGGGUGAUAAUGGCACACCCCUGGAGGAUGGGGGCGUGGUGGGUGACGGAGAGGGAGCUGGAGGGGCUUGUCCAUUUCUGGCGAGGAUGUGGAUGGCUGCUCGGCAUUGAGGAUCGGUACAACUUCUGCAGCGGGACAGUGGAGGAAACCCGAGCUCUAUGCCUUGAGAUGGAGCGCCAGGUUGUCCGACCCUGCCUCGCCCGAUCCGGCAGGGACACCGAACACAUAGGCACAGCUCUAGUGGACGGCGUAAGCUCCCUGCUACCCUGGUUCUCCUACCCUGCCAUGCUGCGCUUCCUCGGGGACACCAUGAACCUUGACCUGCCUUCCGUCCGAGCCCGCAUGACCCUGAAACACACCUUGCAGUAUGGGUUCCUGAGGGUGCUGGUCCAUGGGUUGUUCCUGGUCCCUGGGGUGGUGUGGGUCUUCAAUGAGGUUCUGAAGCUGUCCCUCGCUGUGGUUCAAGGUCAGCACCCCAGAUGGAAGGCCAAGGUCAGGGUCAUGCCUUACUCGUACGUGGAGUAUACGUGACCUGGCGAUAGUGGUGAUGAUGGUGUUGAAAUUGGUGAUGAUGGUGUUGGUGGUGAUGGGGAGAGACUAGUUAAAGAGAAUUUGAAGGGAAAGUGAAGGAAAUAAAGAGAGAGAGAGAGAGAGAGAGAGAGAGAGAGAGAGAGAGAGAGAGAGAGAGAGAGAGAGAGAGAGAGAGAGAGAGAGAGAGAGAGAGAGAGAGAGAGAGAGAGAGAGAAUGUGUGUGUGUUGCUUGCUCAGUGAAUUAGAAAGCUGACGAAAGCAAAAAAAUAAAGAAUAAAGCAAUAUCAGAGAGAGAGAGAGAGAGAGAGAGAGAGAGAGAGAGAGUGUGUGUGUGUGUGUGUGUGUGUGUGUGUGUGUACAUAUAACUCACUAAAGUACAAGGAAGUGCCAAUUAUGUCAACUUUUCUAUGUAAGAUUCACACCCACUUAAGACUUUAAAAAAUGUAUAUACUUUUGUUUACCAGGGAAUACGGACAUUGAAUAUAAGUGCAUUGAAAUAUAAAA
Messenger RNA from Eriocheir sinensis (Chinese mitten crab), 2433 nucleotides. RefSeq lists its product as uncharacterized. The transcript is spliced from 3 exons. Lineage: Eukaryota; Metazoa; Arthropoda; Malacostraca; Decapoda; Varunidae. The record is from RefSeq and is a predicted model, not a curated record. Bases 652 to 1929 code for a protein of 425 amino acids.